AUGCAGUCGCAAGCUUCCUUCUCCGACUUUGUUUUGCAUCCACGGUGGAGCCCGCCGGUAAACUCUGCCAACGACAACUGGAUCUGCGAACUCCUUAUCUCGGCGAUUGGAGUUGUCGGAGAUCGUGACUUCAUCUCCCCGAGCUCCGCCCCAAGUCUCGCCUCCUCUCCACCCAGAAUUUCUGCCUCAGCUUCAUCCUUGGCGAUCCCUUCCGGAACUGCCACCUUCGCCUCCGCGUCGGCCAAAAUUUUCUCCUCCGCUUCUUCCAAUGCCGUGGAAACGACGUCCUUCAGCCUUGCCAAAGGUCCCGUACCCGCCUGGACUGCUGCAAUGGCAGCCGUCGAGCCGCCAACCGCCGCCUUCUUCUUCUUACCCAGAUGGCUUUGA
This is a messenger RNA of Linum trigynum, 387 nucleotides long. NCBI's taxonomy places the organism in Eukaryota, Viridiplantae, Streptophyta, Magnoliopsida, Malpighiales, Linaceae. The record is from the annotation of a GenBank genome assembly.